AAUUGACAACUUCCGCUUCGUGUCGGCACGCGACAGUGAGUUUGUGCAAGUGGAAUACGAUGUAAAUUUGGCAAUGGCAACUUGUGGAUAAGUACCUAUUAGUGUAUCUCUUAGGAAAGUUUAUGUAUAUCUACAGUUGUGAUGCAGUAUAAACCAUUUUUAGCGGCGUUCGUGGCCGUGCUGGUGAUGUAUCUCGUCGAUACCAUCAGCCCCCAAGAUGACAGAGAAACAAAACAGCGAGAUGAAGAAUCCCGUAGGGUGAGAAGAGACAUCACCCCACCACCGCCCGCACCCUACACCACCCCACUAGUUACAGUGGCUGAUGUGAACACUACUUCAAACGGCACCAAUGGAACUGCAUCUAAUCUCACAACGACAACUACAACUACAACGACGACUACGGAGGCGGAGGCGGAGCUGCCACAGAAAGGAGCUGCGGAGGAGGAACACAGCAGCAGUCUCACCAUCUUCUUUGUGCUGCUCAUCGUCGCCAUCAGUAUCCUGCUGACACACAUGCUGAUCCAGACCAAGUUCUACUACCUGCCUGAAAGCAUCGCCAUUGUCCUUGUUGGUGCCUUGAUUGGUCUAAUCCUUAAACUUUUCCAUUUUGGUAAUUGGAAGAAUGAGGAGGCCUUCCGACCAAACAUCUUCUUCAUUGUACUUCUGCCACCUAUCAUCUUUGAGUCUGGCUACAAUUUACACAAGGGUAACUUCUUUCAGAAUAUCGGUUCCAUCCUGGUGUUUGCUGUGUUCGGGACAGCGAUAUCUGCUGUCAUUGUCGGCGGGGGGAUCUACCUGUUGGGACAGGCAGACGUGGCUUAUAAACUGGACAUUGUUGAGAGUUUUGCGUUCGGGUCGCUGAUCUCGGCCGUCGACCCGGUGGCGACCCUGGCUAUCUUCCAUGCACUGGAUGUGGACCCGAUUCUGUACAUGUUGGUGUUUGGCGAGAGCGUGCUCAACGAUGCCGUCUCCAUCGUGCUCACAACCACCAUCUUAGAGUUCUCUGCCCCUGGCAUGGUGAUCACCAGCGGCGCAGCUGCCUUCUUCCAGGCCGUCGGCAGAUUCUGUCUCAUGUUCUUCGCAUCGUCUGCCAUUGGGGCGGCAUGUGGUCUCGUCAGUGCCAUGUUACUCAAGUUUGUUGAUCUACACAAGACACCAUCCCUGGAGUUUGGGAUGAUGUUUAUUUUUUCCUAUUUGCCGUACGGGUUGGCCGAGGGCAUACAUCUAUCAGGUAUCAUGGCCAUCUUGUUCUGUGGGAUCGUCAUGUCACACUACACCCACAACAACCUGUCAGCCGUCACUCAGAUCACCGUGCAGCAGACCUUCCGCACCAUCGCCUUUAUAGCAGAGACGUGUGUCUUUGCAUAUCUUGGGUUAGCCAUUUUCAGUUUUAAAGUCAAUGUGAAGCCAGCCUUUGUGAUAUGGAGUAUAGUGUUGAUAUUGGUUGGAAGAGCUUUCAAUAUUUUUCCGCUGUCUUUCCUCGUUAACUUCUUCCGUGAGCACAAGAUCACACGCGGGAUGCAGUUCAUCAUGUGGUUCAGUGGUCUGCGGGGUGCCAUUGCCUUUGCCCUCAGCAUCCAUCUUGAGUUCGAGGAUGAGAAGCGCUACGUCCUUGUGACCACGACCCUGAUCAUUGUGUUGUUUACAAUCAUGUUCCUAGGGGGCGCCACCAUGCCGUUGAUGAAGCUACUGAAGGCAGAAAAGAGAGUGAAAAAGAAGCGUUCAAAUAGAGAAGUGUCCCUGAGCAAGACGAAGGAGAUGGGCGACACGGUGGACUCUGAGCACCUGUCAGAGCUGACAGAGGAGGAGUAUGAAAUCAACUAUGUCAAGCCACAUCUGAAAGGCUUCAUGAAACUGGACGUGAAGUAUCUCAUUCCAUUCUUUACAAGACGAUUCACGAAACAGGAGGUCCGGGAAGGACAGAACCGGAUGAAGACGCUGACCAAUCAGUGGUACCAGGAUGUCCGGGCAGCACCAUCCGACUCCGAGUCCGAGGAAGAGGAGGAUGUGGAACAAACCAAACUAAUGACCAACUGACCUCGGAAACUUGGGACCAGUUUGUCAUUGGACCACGAGAAUAGUAUUUUCAGUGAAACUGACUGAUGGAAAUGUCCUGUUGUGUUGUGGGACUACAUAGAGCGGGGAUCCUGGAGGAGUUCCCCGGGGGUAGACUGGUAGAGGGAGCAAUGGCUGCUUCAGUAUGGAACAUCAUAUCAAGGGUUUCUCUUUGCCUUACAAUGCAUUUCACAUGUGAUAAACACUGGGUCAUAUUGACUUGUGUAUUUCUAAUUCAUUUGGAUGUGUACUUUGUGAUUCUAUUGCUCCUCAUGUUUAUUCAAUAUUGUGAUAUACGACAUAUCAUGAUGUGCACUGUACGUGUUCCAUAUCUUCCCUCCACUCGCUGGUCAGGCAACAAGCUGAGUUUGUACCAUGCUUGUAUGGAUGUGCCCACCAAGACAUCCACAUCUAUCCACAUCAUUGGGGCAGAAAAGGAGUCAAGUAACCAUUCUAUUUACUGGCUGUGACUGUAAGAUGUAAUUCAAGCUUGACAAGACCUGUAAUUGAGACAUUUAACAUGAAACAGCCUUGAACACAUUGUACAUGCAAGUUCUGGUCAGUAAUUGUGUGAUCUGUUGAGGGAUGGGGCAACUGCAUAAUGUAUUGAUCUUAUAUUAGAAUUAAGACUAUGGGUUCGAAUCCCUGUUUGCCCCGAUUGUUUCUAGGUUUGUCUGCACCAUACCCGUGCUUGUGGGUUUCACCGAAGUGGUAAAAGUCUGAGACCUGCAUCACUUCGGGCUUUCCUCCCACAUUAAAAGCGUUGAAUGCGCUAAACCCAAUUCACUUACUCUGCAUGAAUGUGCAUAUAUAUAUAUAUAUAUAUAUAUCUAUUUGUUGUGUUUCUCUUGUUUUCUGAGGGUCAUUGUUAAGUUAACCAGGCCCAGUGGUGGGUACAUAACAACGCAACGCACAUAUUUGAUUUCCUUUAAUGACCUGUACACUGCUUCAUUCCAGCUGUUCAUGUGAUACAUGACGACAUAAUCAGCAGCAUCGUCAUCAUCAUCAUCAUCAUCAUUUUGUACAAAUGUUCAUCAGUCAUCAUCACCUACUAUUUGUCCAUGUCUGUGUGAGAUGUGUUCUGUGUCACACAAUGUCCCCAUCAUGAUGGUAUGUAUUAAAGUUUUUGCAUUUAGGUAAAUGCAGGAAAGUGUU
This is a messenger RNA of Haliotis rufescens (red abalone), 3210 nucleotides long. Its product is annotated as sodium/hydrogen exchanger 8-like. NCBI's taxonomy places the organism in Eukaryota, Metazoa, Mollusca, Gastropoda, Lepetellida, Haliotidae. The transcript is spliced from 16 exons. The coding region runs from base 142 to 2037 and encodes 631 amino acids. Gene Ontology annotation, molecular function: sodium:proton antiporter activity. The record is from RefSeq and is a predicted model, not a curated record. Gene Ontology annotation, biological process: sodium ion transport; regulation of pH; proton transmembrane transport. Gene Ontology annotation, cellular component: Golgi apparatus; membrane.